AUGCAUGCCAACUCUGAAAACUGGAAUUGGUUGCACUAUCCUGAGAUGGUUGCUGAAGAUGAGAGUGCUGUGAACAACUGGGGAGAAAAAAAGAAUGUCUUUGAAGAGGAAUUAGAGGAAGAACAUGUGAUAAUCACAUUAGUUCCAAUAAAAGAGGAAUCUCAAGUGGGUCAUCAGAUGGAACCAAGUACUUCAACUGCACAAGUUAAACCAAAGAAGUCUAGGAAAAAGGAUAAAGUUCAUCUUCCUCAAAUGAAUGAGCAAUUCAAAGCUUGCUCAAAACGUAAAGUACCAAUGCUUCCCUUGCCUACCAUUUUGCCUCCUAUUAAUAAGGUACACCGGGACACUUUGCGGAAGUGGUGCCAACAUUGUAAUUUGAGUACCGACGGCCCGAAAAUAGACGUUUAUCUGAGGCUCCAGCAACAUGCUUACCCUGAGCAAAAACAGGAUAUUCCUGACACACCAGAGGAGGCUAAGUUACAGUUAUGUUCGAAGAAAUGCAAGGUGAUGCCCAAGACAGCAAAGGAUCAAAAAAGUUGUAAGAGAAGGGAGAGAGAAGAAAUGACUAAUAGAGUUGAAGUGAUAACUUCAGCUCAGGAAGCCAUAUUGGCAUCAUGGACAAGAAUUGCUGCAAGAGCAGCUCAGCCUAAGACCGUGAAUUCAUGUCCCAUUCCCACUUCUGUCGAAACCUUUUUGCUUCAAGCCUCUGGUGUCAGAUGGUGUGUGGUCCAUGGCCGAGUUCUCCCUGCAGACACCCAGGGCUGGGUUCGCCUGCAGUUCCAUGCAGGGCAGGCCUGGGUACCUGACACUCCUAAGAGGAUGAUCUCUCUCUUUCUGUUACCAGCCUGCACUUUCCCAUCUGCAGACGUAGAAGAUAAUAUGUUGUGCCCUGAAUGUGUGAAGAGGAAUAAGAAGUUAAUGAAAAGAUUAAUUCUAAUGGGGAAGGAGAAGUGAUCUGCUUCGAACACACCAUCAUCUCUCUUUUUGGAUGGGCAAUGUUUUAAUAAACAGCAAAUAGCCUAGAGCCCAUAGCCAAAUUGACUUGCAUCCCAAUGAUUGCUAUAUGCUGUGUUGUGUGCUAAUCAUCCUCAGUGCUGCCUGCUUUCUUGAGUAUAAAUAGGAAUU
This is a messenger RNA of Choloepus didactylus (southern two-toed sloth), 1125 nucleotides long. RefSeq names its product developmental pluripotency-associated protein 2-like. Gene Ontology annotation, cellular component: nucleus. The transcript is spliced from 2 exons. NCBI's taxonomy places the organism in Eukaryota, Metazoa, Chordata, Mammalia, Pilosa, Megalonychidae. Gene Ontology annotation, molecular function: chromatin binding. The record is from RefSeq and is a predicted model, not a curated record. Bases 1 to 954 code for a protein of 317 amino acids. Gene Ontology annotation, biological process: system development.